UGUUGCCGGCUAAAUGUUUGUUUGUGGUUAGCAAACGUUUUAUGCUUUAAAAUUGAUAAGAAAAGGCGACAAAAUAUGACGGGAACAAACGCCCAGAACGUUACCACAUACUACAUAUCGGAAAAAGUUUCUCAGGUGCGAUGGCUACCUGAACUGCAACAGCAGAGCGAUCGCUUCGUCACCGGCAGCUGGGAUAUAGCCAAAAAUUAUGUGCGUCUGUGGCGCCUCCAACAAAAUCCAUAUGUGAAUCAGAAUGUGCCAAUUGUGCCUUGCUGCCAUGACAAAGUGUCCAUGGAGGACGAUGUAACUGGCAUGGAAUUCGUGGACAAAAAUACUCUUGCUGUUGGUUGCGGUGAUGGCCAUCUCAGCGUUUUGAAAGUGCAACGCGCCGUGGAAAAGGAUCAGAUUCAGCGUAAAGCGCGCAGCGAGCUCUUGCACUACUUCAAAAGCGCCAACACCAGCAGAUCGGCGUCCUGCACUGGCGUAGCCACCUUUGGGACCGAUAUAGCCACAGUUGGAGAUGAUGGACGUCUCAAUGUAGUUAAUGCUGACAAUUUGCAGCAGGUGAAGCGUACCAUUGAAGCGGAUAGUGUGUCGCUUUUCGCCGUUGUGUAUGCGAAUCAUCAGGAAAUCUUCACUGCAAAUGGCAUGGGAGUGGUACGCAUGUUCGAUGCCCGCGCCAGCAAUGAGGCACAACCUAAUAUAGCCUUUGUCGUCGGCUGUCAGGAUGAAAAGAAUUUCAAUGGUGUAUCCUGCAUGACCACUCAUCCAAUGCAGAAGCAUAUUCUGCUUUGUGGCAGCGAAGAGGGCUCCAUUAGUGUCUAUGAUUUGCGUAAUUUACGGUAUCCUGCCUCCUAUCUAGGCGCACACAAUAGUCGCAUCACAGAUAUUGCCUUCCACCCCAAGGAUCCCACCAAGCUAUUCACUGCCGCCGAAUCGGGUGAGGUGUGGCUCUGGUCGGAGCAAAAGUCGCUCAUAAAUGCGUCUGAAGAACAGGAGGACUAUUGCGCCUGGCUCUGUGGAGAACGUGUCAGUGAUCUGGUCAAGGUGAAGGGCGUGCUAAGCAAUGUCUGCAAACCCAUCAAUUCGAUCGAUGUGCAUGGCAUGCGUCUAGUUUGUGGUAGCGAUGCCGAAAUUGUAUUCUUAGCCGAUAAUGUUUAGCAAAACAUAAAAAAUUUAAUUGUUUAUUCAUUUUUUGUAUAAAAUAAAUCUUUUAACGCAA
Scaptodrosophila lebanonensis is the source of this 1222-nucleotide messenger RNA. It is a transcript of the gene Nup43, whose product is annotated as nucleoporin Nup43. Bases 76 to 1161 code for a protein of 361 amino acids. The transcript has 2 exons. The record is from RefSeq and is a predicted model, not a curated record. Gene Ontology annotation, molecular function: protein binding. Lineage: Eukaryota; Metazoa; Arthropoda; Insecta; Diptera; Drosophilidae. Gene Ontology annotation, cellular component: nuclear pore outer ring.